UCCUAUCGCUAGACAGCGUAGAGACUUGAGAAGAGUCUGCCUUUUUACUUUUAAAAACAACAAUUCACGUAACAGUAAAGUUAGCAGAGGAAUAUGAGAAGUUACAUAUGUGCCCAUAGUCAUAGCUGUCAAUGUUAAGAGGGCAGAUUCUUUAAAAAUGAAUAAAAAGUUUAAGAGUCUGAUCAACCUCGUCGUGGUGCUGGUGUUAAUUACUCUGUGCAUAGGGGUACAGGAAUCUGAGUCUGCGGCCUGUUAUGGUUGUGGAACAGGAUCAAAGUGUGACUGCAGUGGAGUGAAAGGGGAGAAGGGCGAUAGAGGUUUGCCAGGACUACAGGGCCAUCCAGGUAUACCAGGGUUUCCUGGCCCAGAAGGGCAAAUUGGACCUCGUGGGGAGAAGGGUGAUGAUGGACCUCAUGGACCUCCAGGGCCUAAAGGAAUAAGAGGACCUUCUGGGCUUCCCGGAUUUCCAGGCACACCGGGCAUUCCGGGUAUUCCAGGAAAUGACGGCCCUCAAGGUCCAAAAGGAGUUGCAGGCUGUAAUGGAACAAAGGGUGAGAGAGGAUAUCCAGGAUCCCCAGGGAUCCCAGGUAUAGAUGGACAACAGGGCCCACCUGGUCUGCCAGGUCAGAAGGGAGAACCUGGUGAAGUCAUCCAGGAGGAACAUCCUGGAAACCAAGGGGAACCUGGUGGUCACGGAGAACCAGGCAUCAGAGGACUUCCAGGACCACCCGGGCUGGCAGGACCCCUCGGUCCUCCUGGCCCUAAAGGUCACCAGGGUCCACCUGGUCACCCAGGUCCACCAGGGCCUAAGGGAAACAUGGGACUGAACUUCCAAGGGCCAAAAGGAGAGAAGGGUGAAUCUGGGUUGCCAGGGCCUCCAGGGCCACCAGGACAAGUCAGCGAGCUUACAAGUGAACAGCAAACAGUCAUUCAGCGAGGAGAGAAGGGUGAUCGUGGCUCACCUGGCCCACCUGGAGAUCCUGGACUUCCUGGACCACCUGGUUCAACUGGCAGUCAGAAAGGAGAGAAGGGCGAGCCAGGAGAACCUGGAAAGAGAGGCAAGCCUGGUAAGGACGGAGACCCUGGCCCUCAUGGAUUGCCGGGAUCAAAGGGACAAGGGGGAAUUCCUGGCUUUCCAGGAAGAGAUGGCGAAAGAGGGCAGAAAGGCGAACCUGGAUAUCCUGGACCUCCAGGAGAGGUGAUUGGCAGACCUCCCAUAAACCAAGAAGGACCUAAAGGGGAUAGUGGUUCCCCAGGACCCCCUGGGAGGAAAGGAGAGAGAGGAUCACCAGGUCUCUCAGGACCACCUGGUCAUCCAGGUUCUCCAGGAAUCGGAAGCCAAGGUCCACCUGGUCCUCCUGGAUAUCCUGGAGAGAGAGGACAAAAGGGUGAUGAAGGACAGCCUGGAGUCUCUCUUCCAGGUUUGCCAGGAAGACCCGGACCGCCAGGCUUGCAAGGACCACCGGGACCUCCCGGACCACAAGGGAUAUCCAAUGGAGGAGACAACUGCAUCAGUGGGGCGCCAGGACUUCCGGGCAUCCAUGGGGAAAAAGGAUAUUUAGGAGAGAGAGGCCAAAAAGGUGAAAAGGGAGAGACAUGUGUGAACUGCUUCUCAAAUGGAAACCCUGUCCCAGGGCCUUCAGGGCCCCCUGGACCGAACGGAUUCCCAGGCAUUCCUGGGAUCCCUGGUCCAAAAGGACAAAAAGGUAUCCCUGGAAACCCCGGGCUUAUGGGUGCACCAGGUUUAACGGGACCACAGGGUCUGCCUGGAGUCCCUGGACAAAAGGGGGAUCCUGGUGAUGCCAUCCAGCUUGAUGGUAUGAAGGGAGAGAAGGGAGACACAGGCUUUCCUGGCCCUCCAGGUCUACACGGGCUGGAUGGAAGACCUGGUCGUGAUGGCUUUCCCGGACAGCCUGGUCCCAAAGGAGUAUCAGGUUCUCUGCUGGUGAAAGGUCAGCGUGGUCCUCCAGGUGAGCCUGGUCCCAUAGGUCCUGAAGGAGACCGAGGUCCCCCUGGUCCCCCUGGGUUUGGCCAACAGGGGCCACCUGGAGAGAAAGGACUCCAGGGUGUGUCAGGAAGACCAGGACCCCCUGGACUGUCAGGUCAGAAAGGUGAACCAGGACACUCUAUUUCUGAAAAAGGGGCACCUGGACUCCCAGGACGUGAUGGAGACCGUGGUCUACCAGGGAUCUCAGGUAACCCAGGUCCACCUGGACAGCCUGGAUUUCCAGGAUUACCUGGGCCAAAAGGAGAGCCUGGUCUGCCUGGCAGUGGUUUGCCAGGACCUCCAGGUGCUAAAGGAUUCCCGGGUAUUCCUGGCAGUCCUGGUAGCCCAGGCAUUCCUGGGCCACCUGGUGCAGAUGGACUGCCUGGUCAGUCUGGACUCCAAGGGUCUAAGGGAGACCCUGGCUUUGGUAUUCCCGGUGCUCAGGGUCCCCCAGGUGCCCCUGGCAGUAAAGGUGUACCUGGAGCUAAAGGUGAUCCCGGUUUCCCUGGAAACCCUGGAUCACCUGGCCGACCAGGUGUCAAUGGUGUUCCUGGGCCUAAAGGUGAUCAUGGUUUUCCUGGCCAGCCAGGUCCUCCUGGCAUUUCAGGCCCCCCUGCCUUUGGUGUACAAGGUCCACCUGGACCCCCUGGACCUCCUGGACCAUCAGGCCCUUCUGGUUUCCCUGGUGUGAAAGGCGAGAAAGGAGACCUUGGUCCCCCAGGUUUAGACAUUCCAGGUUUGCCUGGAGACCCUGGAAGCCCUGGAUUCCCUGGAUCUCCUGGGCCUCCUGGCCCCCCUGGUAAUCCUGGCACCCCUGGCCAAGAUGGACUACCUGGAUACCCUGGAACAAAGGGAGACAUAGGUGUGAUGGGCACCCCAGGACCCACUGGCAAUUCUGGUAGCCCUGGUGUACCAGGCUUCCCUGGACCAAAAGGGGAGGAUGGCUUCCCAGGAAGGCCAGGCAGCCCAGGUGUUCAUGGACCAAAAGGUGACAAAGGUGAUCCAGGUUUACCAGGCCCACCUGGCAUCUUCAAUCCGGAUGUUCAUAAAGGUCCCAAGGGAGAACCAGGACAUUCAGGUUUAACUGGUCGUCCAGGAGAAAAGGGUGCUGCUGGUCUCCCAGGUGAUAAAGGUUUCCCUGGGCAGGAUGGACGCCCUGGUUCACCUGGACCACCGGGUGCCAAGGGAGAAGCUGGAAAUCCAGGAUUGCCAGGAUCUCCCGGGAUACCAGGAAUAAAAGGCAGCAUGGGCGAGAUGGGAUUCCCUGGUCCUGCAGGAAUUAAAGGAAACUCUGGUCGACCUGGCCCACCCGGACAGCCUGGAUCGCAAGGAGCAUCGGGGUUCCCAGGACCCAAGGGAGAGCCUGGAACUCCAGGAUAUGGCCCACCAGGACCUGAAGGGCCCAAGGGUGACACUGGAUCUCCAGGCUUUCCUGGAAGCCCAGGGCCAAAGGGUCAAACAGGGCCUCCAGGCCUUCCAGGGUUACCUGGAAACACUGGCCAAAAGGGUGAACCUGGACAACAAGGAUUCGAAGGUGCACCUGGCCUUCCUGGUCCUAAGGGUGCAGAUGGCCUGCCAGGUUCACCUGGCCCAAAUGGAGCCCCUGGAAAGGCAGGAGUGCCUGGCUCUCAAGGCCCAGCUGGUUUACCUGGAGAAAAAGGUAUAGCUGGUCGUGAUGGUAUUCCUGGACCUGCAGGAGAAAAGGGAGAGCCAGGUCUUCCAGGCCGUGGAAUUCCAGGUUCUCCUGGUUUCCCAGGGAUGCCAGGUCCCAAAGGAGACCCUGGCUUACCUGGCCCGCUUGGUGGCCCUGGUUUUGCAGGACAAAAAGGUGAGAGUGGACCGCCUGGUCCACCAGGUGCCCAUGGUCGUCAGGGGCCUCCUGGUCCUCCUGGCCAGUCUGUGUAUGGCCCAAAAGGGCUAUCAGGUCCUCCUGGUCCCCCCGGAAGAGCAGGCCUGGCAGGUCCUGCAGGUCCUCCAGGUCCAGAGGGGCCUCGUGGCCUUCCAGGUAGUGGAGGUCAGAAGGGUGAGAAAGGCUUUCCCGGAGCCCCUGGAUUACCUGGCUCACAAGGACUGAAAGGAGAGUAUGGACCUCCAGGCCCAAGGGGCCCUCCUGGCUACCCGGGCAUUCCUGGCCUUAAAGGAGACACAGGUUUUCCAGGCGCACCUGGAAGCGCAGGUAAGAAAGGCGAGGCAGGUUCCAAGGGGAAUCCUGGGGCUCUCGGUGACUGCGGCGACCCCGGUCCUCCAGGACCUCCUGGUGAUCCAGGUAUACCUAUAGGUCCAAUUGAGGUGAAGGGUAACCCUGGGCCGCCUGGUCCCCCUGGCCCCCAAGGUUUCAAGGGUCCUCCAGGAAACCCAGGGCAGCAGGGUCCACCAGGUCUGCCUGGUCCUCCUGGUGACCCAGGUACUGAUGGACCUACAGGAUAUAUGGGCCCUCCAGGAAGGAAAGGGGAUCCAGGACCAAGUGGAGCUCCAGGUUUUCCGGGUAAUCCCGGCCUUCCUGGUGCAGAUGGGCCCCAGGGGUUUCCUGGUCCUCCGGGCACAGCCGUGGCUGCACAUGGCUUCUUGAUCACACGUCACAGCCAGUCCACAGAAGUUCCUUUGUGUCCCAACGACACCACGACCAUUCACGAUGGCUACUCUCUGCUCUACGUACAGGGCAACGAGAGGGCCCAUGGCCAAGACCUAGGUACUGCUGGGAGUUGUCUGCGUCGUUUUAGCACCAUGCCUUUCAUGUUCUGCAACAUUAACAACGUGUGCAACUUUGCCUCGCGGAACGAUUACUCCUAUUGGCUGUCCACCAUCGAGCCUAUGCCCAUGAGCAUGGAGCCUAUCAGGGGAGAGAGCAUCAAACCCUUCAUCAGCAGAUGUGUUGUAUGUGAAGCCCCAGCAAUGGUGAUUGCAGUGCAUAGCCAGACCAUCCAACUGCCUCAGUGUCCACUCAGCUGGGAGCCCCUGUGGAUUGGCUACUCCUUUAUGAUGCACACUAGUGCAGGUGCGGAGGGCUCGGGUCAGGCUCUGGCCUCUCCCGGUUCCUGUCUGGAGGAGUUCCGCUCCGCCCCCUUCAUCGAGUGCCAUGGCCAAGGAACCUGCAAUUACUACGGCAACUCCUACAGCUUCUGGCUUGCCACCAUUGACAGGCACAUGAUGUUCAGUAAGCCACAGUCGGAGACACUGAAAGCAGGAAACCUCGAGACACGCGUGAGCCGCUGUGUUGUGUGUAUGAAGAAGACGUAACGUAGCGACGCAAAUGCUGAUGCUAGCGUGGCCACUUGUCAGGGGAUCAGCCAUCACCAUAGUGACUGCAAAGGUUACAUCGAGGACAGGCGGAAUUUCUAUGGUGCAUUAUCUUAACGUUCAACUCUAUGGUGCUACUGUGUAACACAGCAAAAACAAACUGAAAAAAAUUGCUAGUUUUUUUUUAAAUACGUACCUCAGAAAGAACUUCAAAAAGAAAAUUAACAACAGUGCCAUGAUGGGUGAGUGACAAAAAGUGCAUUUUUUCCCCUCUUCUUCAUAAGAGAUUUUUUACUGUAAAAGAAUGGUUUUUUUUAAACAGCAUUUUGAUGUUGAUAGCCAAACAGCAUGUUUUUAGAUAGAUUUUUUUUUCUUAUUCAUGUUUUAAAUUUGAGGAAUGGAAUUGUCUUCAUUUUACCAAAUCGGCACUUUGAACAUCAAAGAGAAAAAUGCACUGAACAGUUACAUUAGUGAGACUGCAUUUUUUAAAAUGCUUUCUAUAUUUUGUCACUUUUUCCUGCCUCUCCUUGGUGGUACUAACACUGUUGUAUCCAAAAAGUUUUAACUAUAUGCCUUUUAUCUUUUUGUAAGUAAUAUAAUGUGUAUAUUGUGUAAAACAGCGUUUUAGUGUAAAACAAUAAGUGGUACUUUAUAAUGAAUUUCUAGGUUAUUUGCCUUGUGGUCAUUCACUCACUCACAGGCUAGCUCACUCAUUCACAUGCUAGCUCACUCAUUCACAUGCAUAAAUAUUUGUA
This is a messenger RNA of Electrophorus electricus (electric eel), 5979 nucleotides long. The record is from RefSeq and is a predicted model, not a curated record. Lineage: Eukaryota; Metazoa; Chordata; Actinopteri; Gymnotiformes; Gymnotidae.